AUGGAAACCGCCGCUGCUACUCCGACCAGCCAGCCCAAGAGGCGGGGCCGACCAAAGGGCUCCACUAAAUCCAAAGCCGACGCCGAGCGCGAGUCCGCCGCUGAUACUCCCGGAGUUCCCAGGAUGAGAGGCUCCGCCAGCAAACGCAACGCUGCUACCGACGAGAAGUACACGCAGUGGAAAUCUCUUGUUCCGGUUCUCUACGACUGGCUUGCUAAUCAUAACCUCGUUUGGCCCUCGCUUUCCUGUCGUUGGGGUCCUCUACUUGAGCAAGGAAGUCACAAGAACCGGCAGCGCCUUUACCUUUCUGAGCAAACUGAUCAUUCUGUACCAAACACUCUGAUUAUAGCAAACUGUGAUGUCGUCAAGCCUCGUGUUGCUGCAGAAAAUCACAUAGCAAAUUUUAAUGAAGAAGCCCGCUCACCAUUUGUCAAAAAGUACAAGACGAUUAUACAUCCUGGCGAGGUCAACAGAAUUAGGGAACUUCCUCAGAACAAAAAUAUUAUUGCAACACAUACUGAUUGCCCUGAAGUCCUCAUCUGGGAUGUCGAAGCCCAACCUAAUAAGCAUGCUGUUCAUGGGGCAGGGGAGUCUCGCCCUGAUUUGGUAUUGACCGGGCACACGGAUAAUGCUGAAUUUGCCCUCGCAAUGUGCCCAUCUGAGCCCUUUGUACUUUCUGGAGGGAAGGACAAGCUUGUGGUCCUCUGGAGUAUUCAAGAUCACAUUUCUGCAUCAGCCAGUGAUGGAUCAAAGGCCUCCGCUUCUGCUGGGUCGAUCGUUAAACCUGCUGAUAAUUCCCCUGUUCAGCCACGUGGUAUUUUUCAGGGGCAUGAUGAUACUGUUGAAGACGUGCAGUUUUGCCCAUCAAGUUCACAGGAGUUUUGUAGUGUCGGUGAUGAUUCUUGCCUAAUAUUAUGGGAUGCACGGUUAGGAAAUAAUCCUAUUUUGAAAGUUGAAAAGGCACACAAUGCUGAUCUCCACUGCGUUGAUUGGAAUCCUCACGAUCAAAAUCUUAUUCUGACUGGGUCUGCGGAUCACUCUGUGCAUUUGUUUGAUCGCCGGAAGCUAACACCUGAUGGGACUGAAUCUGUGGUACAUAAAUUUGAAGGCCAUACAGCUGCUGUGCUUUGUGUUCAGUGGUCUCCUGAUAAAUCCUCUGUCUUUGGAAGCUCUGCGGAGGAUGGUCUACUCAACAUCUGGGAUUAUGAAAAGGUUGGGAGAAAGUUAGAAAGUGGGACCAGGUCUCCAAGUCCUCCUCCAGGCUUAUUUUUUCAACAUGCUGGCCACAGGGAUAAGGUCGUGGAUUUUCACUGGAAUGCACAUGAUCCGUGGACCGUUGUUAGCGUUUCUGAUGAUGGUGAGAAUAGCGGUGGUGGGGGUACACUACAGAUAUGGCGAAUGACCGACUUGCUCUACAGGCCUGAGGAUGAAGUCCUAGCUGAGCUGCAGCAUUUCAAAGAUCACGUGAUUGACUGCACAUCUAAGUCGUAA
Molecule: messenger RNA, 1491 nt
Organism: Oldenlandia corymbosa var. corymbosa
Lineage: Eukaryota; Viridiplantae; Streptophyta; Magnoliopsida; Gentianales; Rubiaceae
Source: the annotation of a GenBank genome assembly